This is a messenger RNA of Ilex paraguariensis (yerba mate), 385 nucleotides long. The record is from the annotation of a GenBank genome assembly. NCBI's taxonomy places the organism in Eukaryota, Viridiplantae, Streptophyta, Magnoliopsida, Aquifoliales, Aquifoliaceae.
GCAUAUAAGCUUUACAAGAAAGGUAGGAGCUUGGAUAUUAUGGACUCUAUAUUGGCAUCAUCAGCAGUUCCUGAUCAGGUAGCAUUGUGUAUACAGAUUGGGUUGCUUUGCACCCAAUCCGAUCCACAGUUACGACCCACCAUGCGUCGUGUGGUGGUGAUGCUAUCAAAGAGGCCAGCCAUCCUUGAAGAACCAACUCGACCUGGAUACCCUGGUACAAGGUAUAGAAGAUCGCGAAGGGCCACCGCAGCAUCAUCCUCUACUGCCGGAACUUCCAGUGAAUCCAGUUCUCGUACGUUUGGUUCCUCCACCAGUGCCACUGCGAGCACUGCAACCUUUACAAGCCCAAGAUUAUACGAUCCUCAUGGAAAACGCCCCAUGAAAG